CUAGACCAUAAUUGACUAAAAUGUCUUCUGCCGAAUAAUGCCCCAUGAUGAGGGAUAUCCGCAUGGCGAGAACCGUUCUUGACCGGUCUAGCUAGCCCACCAUUUUUCUUCGCGGUUUCCCUUCGCCCGCUUUCUUUUUCUUUUUCUACAAAGUAGCUCACUUCCUUUCCUCUUAUCUUCGUGCCUCAUAUUUCGUCUAAUGUCUUUGGAUUUGCUUUUCUCUACUUAACUUGUCCACUGCUGGGGCUCGGUGAAUUUUAGCCACAGUAUGGCUUUUACAUCUGCCAUACACACCGGGAGGCAUUCCCCCACAAUCAGCCCUCAAGGACUAGGCGCAGAGCGUAAAGAAGCCGCUAUGGAACGCUCCGAGAAGGACGCUGUUGUUCGUGACAGUGAAGAAGUACUCGAAGAUGAUUCCAAGAAGCUUGCCUACGACCAUACGCAUCGCAAGCUGAAGCCCAGACAUAUCCAGCUCAUCGGUAUCGGUGGCACAGUCGGGACCGUGUUGUACGUCCAGAUUGGUAAGGCACUGAUAGAAGGUGGUCCUGCCAGUCUCUUCAUCGCAUUUAUUGUCUGGUUAGUCAUGCCCUUACCAUUCCCUUCCAUUGUCUUUCGUUGUUCCCUCACGGUGCUGCAAUUCUCAUCUUGUGAGCUGUCUCAAAGGGUCUCGUUCAUAGGUAAGUUUCUUGAGUCGGAAGCACAAAGUACAAGAACCUGCUUUCGGCCAAUCAUCAGCAGCUACAAGGAUGUUGGUGAACAUCAGAUACCCCAUGCACUAUGCGUAGAUCAAGCAGUGUCAACUGCUUCCUUGUUCCUGACGUGUGCUUCACCCUAGAGACAGCAGAAUUCCGGGAUUGUCUGGCCUUACCUUAUGCAUAUUGCUGCUAAAUAUAUGGAAU
Molecule: messenger RNA, 899 nt
Organism: Aspergillus vadensis CBS 113365
Lineage: Eukaryota; Fungi; Ascomycota; Eurotiomycetes; Eurotiales; Aspergillaceae
Exons: 1
Coding region: 269-835 (188 amino acids)
Biological process (GO): amino acid transmembrane transport
Cellular component (GO): membrane
Molecular function (GO): amino acid transmembrane transporter activity
Source: RefSeq, a predicted model, not a curated record